AAUCCACCCACUUCAACAGGUCAUAAAUCCACUACCAUGGCAACUAUCGAUAAAGCGUUUGCGGCAAUCGCAUCGCAAGGUCUAGAAGGUGAAUCGGCAUACUUUGCAGCUAUAGAAAACUUCGGUGUUGAGGUGUCGACGUUGACGCGUCGACACCACGCGCAACAUGACUCCUGUACAACUGCCUCUUUCGUCGCUCAUAUUGGUUAA
Molecule: messenger RNA, 210 nt
Organism: Bipolaris oryzae ATCC 44560
Lineage: Eukaryota; Fungi; Ascomycota; Dothideomycetes; Pleosporales; Pleosporaceae
Exons: 1
Source: RefSeq, a predicted model, not a curated record